UAACCUGAUACAUUCUAAUGAGCGUUUAACAGUUCUGAUUAAAUCAAAAUUGCAAAGAAGUGAAAAUAUUUAAAAAGUGCAGUGCUGCAGAUCAGUCUGAAGCUUCAUCAAGUAUGAUUUAACAACCCAAGAUUUGUUACGUCUGUAGAAAAACAUGAAGUUCUACAUUCACUCGGAAGAUCCGGAACUAACUGUAGUUAUGGUAUGGGAGAAAGACAAAGCUGGAACUAUACAGGAUGUGUUGAAUACAUUUAUUGAAUCUUUGAAGUUAAAAUUUCCUGUAUGCAACACUCCUAAGUUGUUAUGUACUGUUAAGAAUGGCAAAGGAAAAGUUAUUGAUAAAUCUAGUGCUGUUGGCAAUGUUGUGAAACACAUGGAUGACUUGCAUGUGAAGGUAGAAUUUGAUAAAGGUGAAAUAGGUGUAAGUGUUGUUGAAGAUACAGCUACAACAGAACAUAAAAAGCAAGCAAAAGACUCUCAGUCAAAUAAGGAUAUCUUAUUAGGUAAAAAUAAUGCAGCCAUCAUUCAUGUUGGAAACAACAGGUACAGGAAAGCUAUAGAAAUCUACAAAGAGAUGCUGAAAGUUGAUUCAAAGAAUAAGUCGGCUUACAACGGACUAGUAACAUGUUACAAAAAAGCAGGCAGGUAUCAGAAGGGGCUGUCAUGGGCUAAGAAGGCUUUAAAGCUGUUUGAAAAUGAUGUCGAAUUACACAUCUUGGCAGGGGAAGCUUAUAUAGGGUGUGGUAAUGGUGAUGAAGCCAUUGAGAUUCUUAUUAAAUGUUCAAAACUAGCUAGAAGUUCAGGGGGUCUUAGCACAGAGCAUAAACACGAAAUUCAAGUGUUGCUUGCUAAAGCUUACCUUAUAAAGGAACAGAGAGAUAUGGCUAUUGCAGUGCUUCAAGGGGUUUUAAGAGAAAAUAUUGAGCACCAGGAGGCUCUUGUUGAAUAUGCAGGCCUGUUAUUCCCACUGGGUCCAUCACAGAAAGAGGAGGCAAUGUCUGUUUUAUUAACUGUUUUGGCAAGAAACAAAAAUGACAAAAAUGCUGUGGAGAAAUUAGCAGAUGUGUGUCAGCAACCAGGUGGUAUGGAGGUGUUAAAGGAAGUGGCUGGACCAGUGAUAAAAGACUCGGCAGCUCUAGUGUUUCUUGGAAACUGCCUCAGGGACUGUAGUGCCAUGGAAGAAUGCCUUCAACUCUUCCAUAUGGCUUUAGAUGUAGAACCAAGUAAUCCCAGUAUAGCACUGAUAUAUGUACAUACUUUAGAGGUGGUAGAGAGACAUGAUGAAAUUAUCAAGUAUUAUAAAGAGUACUGUAGCCAGUUCUUGGAAAAAUCUGUAAAUGAUGUUACUUGCUCAGAAGUCAGUGAUAUCAUUCACAGUAUACCAGAAAAGCUUGAGGACAGGACAGAGGGUGUAUCGCCAUGGAAACUAGGGGAUAAUGUGUUAGCUAAAUCAAGUAUGGGGGAAUAUACUGAUGAAGAGAAAUAUUUGCUAGCAUUUUGGUUUACACUUGUCAAAGUUUUGUUUGUUAAAGGUCAGCUACAGUAUAUUCCACCUUUGUUGGAAAUGCUUCAACCUCUUUGUGAAGGUCGUGACCUUCACCUUAGCAACAUUAGAAAUGAAGCAGCAUAUUUCAACUGCAUCAGAGAGUUAUUCAAGACCUAUGGAAAGAUUCCUUCAACAAAGCUGUCACAUGGAGAAAACUAUAUAUAUUUUAUUGGUGACAGUCACUGCAUACCUCCAGCCUGGCAGAAAAUAACUGUACAGGAUGCAACGUUUAUUGUGCUCCCAGUCCUGUCAACUGGUACUAAAAUCUGGCAUCUGAGAUCAGAGAGCAAGUUCUACCCAAAAGUAAACUUUUACUCAGCUAUCAGAAACAUCCCUGAUAAUUCCACAGUGGUUGUUUGUCUUGGUGAGAUUGACUGUAGAGAAGCGCUGCUUAAAUGCUGGGAAAAAGCUAGGUAUGACACUAUUGAGGAUGGCAUGGAAACUGUGAUAGACAUCUACCUUCAAGUUCUGAAGAGUCUACAAAGCAAGCACCAAUGGAAAAUCUUUAUACAUCCUGUACUACCAGUCUUGGAUGUAACUCGACCAAUCGUAUUGCAGUUUAAUCGAAUCCUGGCAACCAUGCUUCUGAGAGAGCCAACAAUCCAUUGGCUGAAUUUUGUAAAUGAACUUCUGACUGGACCUGAAGAGGAAAAGAUGCUGAAAGAAGAGUUCAGACUUGAUGGAACACACUUACAUCCUAGAUAUGUUUCUGUUUUAGCUGAAUCUCUGUCUCAGUAUUCUGGUAUCUUUAACUGAGAGUACAGACAGAAAAAAAUAUGACAGAUUUUAAAUUACUUGUUGUACUAAAGCUGGUCAGUCUCAUUUCAGUAACAUAUUAAUACAUUUUUCACUUUCCAUAUAUUUUGUCAGAAUAUCUAUUUUAUUAACAAAAAGGUUAAUUUUAUUUACAUUUAGAGCUAGAUGCCUAUUAAAAAUGUCUUAUGUUUUAUUGUCUUUUAUUAGUUUUUUUUUCACUAUUUUAAAAGCUGUGUAUUUCUUUUGAUUUCAAUUCACAUUUCCAUUAACUUUCAUUAUCACUUUCACUUUCAUUUUCUAAUGAAUUGCUGCUAUUACCUAUCAUGUAUGUGUAUGUUGACGUUAUUUAUCAUCAUCACUGGUUUAAAACUAUAUGGUGGAGCAGUUCCUCAUGUAUAGAAUGUUUGUCAAAUUUAAACGAGUGAUAAAAUAUUCAUCUUAGUUGGCCAAGCUUGUUAGAUAGAUCAAAUACUAAAAAUACCUCAAGAGAAAAUUUAACUCACUUAAGGAUGUACGAGUGUUUUUUUUUUCAGGAUAUCCGCCAUUUUGAAAAAUGGUUCUUCGAAUAUUGCUUUCUAACAAAAGUUUUGCGGAAAAUUAAUGCUCAAUAAUUAAAAUAUGGCUAAUAAUGUACAAUUUAACCAAGUAGAUUCUACUUUUUGCGGAAAAAAAAAUUUUCACCUGUAUUUUUGGCUGGCAUUUGCCUAAAAUUGACGUAAGAUUUACAAUGGAGUAGGGGUAGGUAAUUUCAAAUAUCUAUUAAAGUAGAUCAGGUUUGGUUUUGAUAUUUUCGUGACUGAUUCAUAUAAUGAUAAGCUAUGAUUGAAAUAAAAGUUUUCAAGAUAGAACUUUAUAUUUAUAGCUAGAAAAUAUAAAUUAAAACAAAAAUAUCAAAAUUCACCAGUUUUUAACAGUUUUUUUCUUAAUAAAUCUCUUAGAUGCACGGUGACCCCAUCUUUUUUUCUUUCCAUUUUGAAGCAUUUAUGUGUGUCAUUAAAGCUGCAAAGUAUUUUGUAAAUCUUAACGUCAGAUUUUUUUUUGUAUAUCUAAAUACGUUUUUUUCUAUUGAAAAUAAAGUGGGUGGGGUAAUUAUGUCAACAUGUAAAAAUGAAAGAGAUUUGUUAGUGACAUGUAUGCUUAUAUAAUACUGACAUCACCUUGUAUUCAAACUAACCUGUAAGAACUGAAAUCCCUAUAACAGU
Messenger RNA from Mercenaria mercenaria, 3504 nucleotides. RefSeq lists its product as uncharacterized. The coding region runs from base 155 to 2302 and encodes 715 amino acids. NCBI's taxonomy places the organism in Eukaryota, Metazoa, Mollusca, Bivalvia, Venerida, Veneridae. The record is from RefSeq and is a predicted model, not a curated record. Gene Ontology annotation, molecular function: protein binding. The transcript has 4 exons.